AUGUCGCAAAAGAAAAGAAGUCGAAAUCUGUCCUUAUUAUACUACUUUGUGAUAGAGAGGAAUAUAAGAAUGCAAACAACACGGCUGAGAGCAAUCAUGACCGUGAGGAUUAUGGCUCCCCAUCCGCAAGCCAUAAAGAUCACACAGAUAGCGGCACAUCCUCUGCUUCUUCAACAACUACCUUUGAAGAUUCUGCCACAUCCACUACAAAAGAAGUUUGCUAAAGUUUUACUCGACAAUUAUAUGAUAGUGAAAGUGAAAAGACAAAAAGUAUGGCUAAGUGCCAGAGGCAAUUUGGAAAUGAUUUACUGUCCAACUCUACAACGGCUCAAAGUAAGACCUGGGGCCCGUUUCUCGAAAGCCCCCCUAAGAUUGCGGUGCCGGGUUAUCCUAAAACAUGGGGUCCGGAAAAAAAACCUCGCCGAACGCCAAAUGAGUAUGAAGUUUUAGUGAUUUGGGUUAGGAGACUGAGUGAAUCAAGUUUCAGUUCAGUUAGCACCAGUUCCCUGACCCUUAUCACUAAACUUCAGAGUCAUUCGGCUGUUUCUUCCGGAUUCGGGGUUUAGUUCUUUAGGCAAACCCUAUGCUUAUGGGGGCUCGGUAAGUCCCCCUGUAUUUGGCCACGAAUACCCCUUAAGGUCCACAAUGUCAGGCUCCGGCGACAUUCAGCCACGUGAGUGGUCGAUAAUCACGUGGCAAACAUCUUCAGACAUGGGCUGCCAUGGCUUCGUUCUUAAAACAAACAAACUAAACAAAAUAACAUCAACAUCCGCAGCAACAGCGAGAAAAAGGCUACUCCCAUGAAAAGAGUUCAUUCCAUCUCCACAAAGUCAUCCCUGUAUCAUAGAAACAGCCCCCCUCACCCACAAAAACAAACAAACCAACAAAACUUAAGUUGUUGCUUACUUUAUUGUAAUUUUUACUCUUAGAAUUUUCUUUUUAUCGAACCCCAAGGGCUUACUUUGUUACAACUGCAGUUAGUUUGAGUCAGUUUAAAGUAAGUUCUAUGACUUGAGGCCUGUCAUGCAGUGAGAGCAAAAUUUAUUUAUUUAUAUGUACUUGUUUAUUAUUUUUACAUAUGCCGAACAAUAUUGAUCAACAGAUUUCAACUCUGGAAGAGACUUGAAAGUAAGGACCACAUUUAAAAAUAAGUAUGACAAAAUUGUAAGUUACCGCCUUGUAUAAGUGACACCCUAUCCUAAAAACUGUCAUAUUUUUCCUCUCAACCUGCGAAAACAGACGUACUUCUGGUCGUCGCCUCUCUCCACCCGAACAACUCGUGAAUCUCACGUAAAUGACCACCUUUUGUAAGCCACAAACCGACCUAUUAACCUUUUGUCUCGUGGAACUACAUAUAUCGUAACUUGCAAUUACACUCAAUGAACCCAUUUCCAAGUAGGUGUUUCGGGACCUCUACUUAAUUAGAAAAGCGACCAGCACGAAGUCUUGAGCGGUUUGGUUGGUCGCUUAUGGAGGGUUCGAUUGUAAUUGAAUAAUACCAAAGUGCCUUCAUCUACAAUCUUAUGUAUCGGGGGCACCCAGCGACUGUUUUCUGUAAAUUAUCUGAAGAAGCAGAUAUUGCCUCGAAUUUUAAUUCUGUUACUUGAAGACGGCUAAAAAAUUCUAGUUGACCCUUCCAUUCAUGUACAAUCUUUGAAGCUAGUGUUAUAACUUCUUUACGAUUUUCUGAAGUUUCAUUUUUCACACUUCAUUCCCCAGUUUAGGCUAUUUUCCGUAGAAAAAGGAAACCUGAAAUUUUCGGAUUCAAAACUGUGAUGGAGAGAGGAAUUAGAAAAAUUCUCACUUUCGUAAUACGUCAAAAAUUGAAACUAGAAUUUUCGGAGAAAUAAUACUGAAGCCCUUAUAAUUUCGAAAAAGACUCAAGUUCCCCUCAGAAUGCGGGCUGAGCAGAUACAAAUUUUAUAGCGCCGUUUAUAAUACAUUUCGAGAUAUCUAAAAGUACUCUAGAUAGCCUAAAAAGUGUUUUCAGUGUAUUUAGGAGGAAACCUUCGUUGGGUGCCCCUGAUUUAUCUAGGUCAGCUUCGCCCCAUGCGAGGUAAUCCAACCAAGUCCAGAAUUCUCGAUUCUCCACUGUGGUCGCUGUGGCUUCCGGAUUCCAGGCACCGGAAGUCCGGAUUCCUUGUCUGUGGAAUUUGGAUUCCGGAUUUCAAUCGUUUGCAGGAUCCCUGAUAAUUCAAGAUGGACUACAGAUUCCAAAGCCCAGGACGCCGGAUUCCACAUGCAAACCUUUCCUAGAUUCUGGAUUCCACAAGCAAAGAUUUCCCCGACACCGGAAUCCGGAGUACCUGACAUGGGGCAAUCAACUGACAGUCAUUGGAUUGUGAGGACUUAA
Messenger RNA from Porites lobata, 2353 nucleotides. NCBI's taxonomy places the organism in Eukaryota, Metazoa, Cnidaria, Anthozoa, Scleractinia, Poritidae. The record is from the annotation of a GenBank genome assembly.